Molecule: messenger RNA, 2010 nt
Organism: Neltuma alba
Lineage: Eukaryota; Viridiplantae; Streptophyta; Magnoliopsida; Fabales; Fabaceae
Product: putative receptor-like protein kinase At4g00960
Exons: 7
Coding region: 70-1992 (640 amino acids)
Biological process (GO): defense response to bacterium; protein phosphorylation
Cellular component (GO): plasma membrane
Molecular function (GO): protein serine/threonine kinase activity; ATP binding
Source: RefSeq, a predicted model, not a curated record
CCAUGGCCAUUUUUCAACCAUCGCUGAGAAAACUACUGAUUCCGUUGUUACUAUUUUCGUUCUCAGACUAUGUUUCUCUUCAAAAUUUAUCCUCUUCUUCUUUUCACGUCCUUCUUGGCAACGCGAGCUCUCGCAGCUCCCGUUUACAAUGGCCAUUACUGCAACGACACGACCACGUACCCACCCAACUCCACAUUUCAGCGUAAUAUUAAUGUACUCCUCUCUUCUCUCACCUCCAACGCCUCCCUAGAUUCCUCUGGUUCCUACAAUACCGUCAUGGGCUUCGGCACGCCCUACGCCGUCAACGGCUUCUUCCUUUGCCGCGGCGAUAUCACCAUGCCCACCUGUCACGAUUGCGUCAACGCCGCCGCCAAAGACGUUAUUUCCCGAUGCCCUAACCAAACUGAGGCCGUAAUCUGGUACGACGUCUGCACGCUGCGUUUCACCAACAUGUUCUUCCGGUUUGAGAGCGUCUUUCCCGGAAUGAAUUUGACGGAUAAGGAGAGCGUAUCUACCACCGAUAUUAACCGAUUCAACCAGUCGUUGUUCAGAUUGUUGGAUGAUUUGGACACGCGAGCUGCGAAUUCGGAGACGGAUAAGAAGUUCGCAACAGGGGAAGUGAGAGUUACGAGCUCGAUGACUGUGUAUGGGCUUGCGCAAUGCUCGAAGGAAAUGACAUCCGAACAAUGUGAAACCUGUUUGCAGAACGCCAUUGGAGUUCUUCCGGCAUGCUGUGAGGGAAAGCAAGGCGCGAGAGUUCUGCUUUCGCCCUGUAAUGUCAGAUACGAGUUGUUCCAGUUUUACAAUUCAACCACUUCGUCACCUGGAAAGAAGAAAUAUGGAUCAAGAACAAUUGCAAUGAUUGUUAUCCUUGUUGUUGUUUUUGUAAUCCUCUUAUGUUUAGGCUGCUAUUUCCUGCUGAGAAGAUCAAGGAAGAGUCAUAGGACUAUUCUCAGAGAACACUUUGGAAAUGAAAGCGAGUCUUUGGAGUCAUUGCAAUUUAGUUUGGCUACAGUUGAAGCAGCAACAAACAAGUUUUCACAGCAGAAUAAGAUAGGCAAGGGUGGAUUUGGAGAAGUUUACAAGGGUCGUCUUCAAGACGGACGAGAAAUAGCAGUUAAAAAACUUUCUACAAGCUCAGGACAAGGUUCGAUAGAAUUCACAAAUGAGAUUUUACUCAUAGCCAAGCUUCAACACAGGAAUCUAGUGGCUUUGUUAGGAUUUUGCUGGGAAGCAGAAGAGAAGAUGCUUAUCUAUGAAUAUGUGCCCAACAGAAGCCUUGAUUACUUUUUAUUUGAUUCUCAAAGGAGAAAACUACUGAACUGGGUUCAGCGUUAUAGAAUCUUGGAAGGAAUUGCGCGAGGAAUUCUUUAUUUACAUGAGUACUCAAGACUUAAAGUUAUACACCGUGACCUUAAACCUAAUAAUGUGUUAUUGGAUGAUAGUAUGAAUCCAAAGAUUUCAGACUUUGGUUUGGCAAGAAUAAUUGCUAUAGAUGAUGAUCAAGGGAAAACAAGAAGAAUAGUUGGAACAUAUGGUUACAUGUCUCCAGAAUAUGCAAUGCAUGGACAAUUUUCUGAAAAGUCUGAUGUAUUCAGUUAUGGGGUCAUAACAUUGGAGGUGAUCAGUGCAAAAAGAAAUGCCCGAUCACUAGACUCACGUAGUGUUGAUGACCUUAUUAGUCAUGCUUGGAGACAAUGGAGGGAUCAAACACCGUUAGAAAUACUGGACCCAGAUCUAAAAGAAGCUUGCCCGCAGAGCGAAGUCAUGAAGUGUAUUCAGAUUGGUUUGUUAUGCGUACAAGAAAAACCAAAUGAUCGACCCACAAUGGCAAACGUUGUUUCAUAUUUUAAUAGUCCUUCAGCCGAAUUACCUCUACCUCGACAGCCAGCAUUUUUGAUGAACAAUGUAAUGGCAGGGGAAUCCAGUUCAGGUUCUAGAUCUUUAUACUCGGUAAAUGAUUUGUCUAUCAGUAAUUCUUUCCCUCGGUGACACUAGGUCGAUUUUUAU